CAUGAUCGGUAUGUUGCUAUCUGCACUCCAUUGCAAUAUGAGACAAUCAUGCAUAAAGGAGCCUGCGUUCAGAUGGCAGCCAGUGCAUGGAUCACUGGUACCCUUUAUGCCAUACUGCACACCAGUGGCACUUUUGCCAUCACCUUUUGCUCCAAUAGGAUCAAUCAGUUCUUUUGUGAAGUUCCACAGGUACUGAAACUCUCAUGUUCGGAUUUAUAUCUAAUUGAAGUCGGACUUCUUAUAUUGAGUUGUACCAUAGGUGGAGGAUGUUUUAUCUUUAUCCUCAUUACCUACAUGCAGAUUUUUGCAACAGUACUCAGAAUGCCUUCUGUGCAGGGUAGGAAAAAAGCCCUCUCCACUUGCCUUCCCCACCUCACUGUGGUGUCUCUGUUUGUUUUCACUUCAGUGUUUGCUUACUCAAGGCCUCCUGCAAACACAUCCUCUGAUCUCAAUAUCCUUUUUGCUGUGAUCUAUGCUAUAUUACCUCCAUUGCUGAAUCCCUUCAUCUACAGCAUGAGAAACAAAGACAUCAAGACUGCAUUGUCAAAGCUCACGGAUUUUGGACAUUUUCCUCAAACCAGCUCCAGCCAAAUUCUUCUAGGAAAAUUGUGUUGA
Gekko japonicus is the source of this 615-nucleotide messenger RNA. RefSeq names its product olfactory receptor 14C36-like. Gene Ontology annotation, cellular component: membrane. The record is from RefSeq and is a predicted model, not a curated record. The annotation marks the transcript as partial. The transcript has a single exon. Gene Ontology annotation, molecular function: olfactory receptor activity; odorant binding. Gene Ontology annotation, biological process: G protein-coupled receptor signaling pathway. Lineage: Eukaryota; Metazoa; Chordata; Lepidosauria; Squamata; Gekkonidae.